Molecule: messenger RNA, 6090 nt
Organism: Anthonomus grandis grandis
Lineage: Eukaryota; Metazoa; Arthropoda; Insecta; Coleoptera; Curculionidae
Gene: uzip
Product: protein unzipped
Exons: 4
Coding region: 349-1788 (479 amino acids)
Source: RefSeq, a predicted model, not a curated record
GCGUUCGCUUUAUUCAAUUCCCAUAAACGUCGUAGUCCGGUUCGCUCUCUGAGUCUCUCUUGGAACAACGGAAUAUUCGCGAGAACCCACUUUCGAUCGAUUCCACUGGCAUUUUUCGUUUGUUUUUUGGAAGCUUUUUUACGGUUGUCGUUGGCAUUUUGGAAUUUUUUUUGAUAAUUUCGUGCUCCGGCGGUAUAGUGAGUGCUCGCACCGGUUGUGCUCGAAAGGGAGGGAAGUUUGGUGUGUUUAGUAUUGAUUUUUGUGUUUGUUUUAGAGGGAAAUAAAAAGGAAUUUUUGUGUUUGUGUCUUUUUUUAUUACUGAGGUUUUGCCGGUUUAGCAGAUCGGCCAUGUUACUCUUCUACAAGAUGCUUUUGAUGGGCCUAACGUUCCUGGUACAUACCGUAAAUGCGGCAGAUCCUGUACACGUACUGUCAUACAACUUUGAACAGACCGUUACGUCUACGACUCUACAGUGGGUGUCUACGGAUGGUUCCGAUCCUAGUGUGCUUAAGUAUGCCGUCGUUGGGGCAUACCAAAUCACUGAUGAUUCAAACGAACCAUCCCUACCGGACGACAACGACAUCCUAAAAUCCCACCAAGAACCGAUCUACAUCUGCAGGGCAAAACUCACCGGCAUCUGGGUGACUGGCCAACUACGUCCCAACAAACGCGCCUGCGUGGCCACGCUCUACCGUAAAGUAGAGUCGUUCAAACAAUUCGAGGUGCUCUACAACAUCGACCAUAGCGCGAGACUCAGCUGGGUGAGCAAAGACAAAUACACGAACAUCCCCCAGGGGGCGAUCACUAGCGGCGAGAACGUUCUGAGGACGUUCGUAGGUCGAAAGCCUUCUGCCAAUCCAGACAUGCCUGGACAUAUGACCCAUUACAUCGGUACCUUGAAUCCCAGCGAGGUGUUCGGUACUUACCAUGUGGUAGACGAGAAUAACACCGAUAUCGCUAGCGAGGAUGGGCAGAUCUUGGUGGAAACUGAGCCAAUAAGUUACGAGAUCAAGAACAUCCGUUACAAACCUGCGGGCAGGGGCAGACGUUUCCCCAAGAGGAAAAUGGUCUGGGACACCACUGUUUUGAAGAACGACGAGUCGGGCGUGCAAAAGGUCGAGAGCGUCAUGACUUAUGAGUAUGAGUACUUCCUCAGCUGGGGUAAGGGGCAUGGCCUCCUCACCGGACUACCAUUUACGGUGUUCCUCCCUAAAGGGGAUAAGGUGGAGGGUGUGUGGGGACUCCCUAAGCCGGAAAAACGGGUGGAAACGGUACCCGUUGACCGAAAUCUGGACGAGGGUACCGCGGUGAAUGUUACACUGGUGGGGAAUUUUACGGAAACCGAAGUCCCGUACUCGGCUACCGUUGUUGCUAUAUAUAAGGAUGGCGAGAGGUUGAACUUUACCAUUGAGGACGUCAAGAGGGAGAAUAAGGUAAUCGACGUGGCCUUCGACUUCAGCCCCAUGUACUUCUUGCAUAACAACAGUUUGGUACCAACCACCACGCCUGCUCCGACCACCACCACUUCCACCACCACCACCCAAUCCACUACCAGUAGCGGCACCACCCAAGAGAUCAGCCCUAUUUCACUCCCCGAAGUGGUGGUGCGUCAAAAACAAGAACCGCUGCACUCCGAGAGCAAGAAAACCGACGAGAACUCGUCCGGAAGGGUGGCCUCCUUGGAGAAGAAACCGGAUAAGAAGGAGUCGAGUGGGGCAGCGGGAGUUUUCGUGACGUCACUGGUUCUUAUUGGAUCGGUGGUGAUUGUCGGUUUGAGGGUCGUGUAAGGUCUUUUAGGGUUUGUGGGAGAAGUGGGAAGGGGUGGAGUGAGGGCAAAGUUUGAAUGGUUUUGAGGUGAAUUAGUUGAUGAGUGUAGGGUUGGUGUCAAAUUUUGGAUUGGGGAGCGUUAAUGGAUAAGCCCUAUGAACAUGUUCAGUGUUACAAGUAUAUAUUGAAUAAAAGGCAUCAUUAUUAUUAUUAAAAAUGGUAAAGAAAAAUUUCUUAUUGGUGGUAAUACCCUUGAAAAUCGCAUUGCGUCUUAUGGGGGUUGCAUCACAUAAAGUUUUUUACUUCAGUUUAAUAGGAAAAAAAAUGUAAAUAACUUAAAUAAGGAAAAAAUUUAAAAUUGUUUUUUUAACCUAAUUUAUUUAAAAAUUAAACAAAAAUUAUUGAAUCAAAAUUAAAUCACUUCUAAUUUUACAAAUGAAUUAUAAAGAAAUAUUCUCUUUGGUGGUAGCGCUCCUAAAAAUUAUAUUGCGUCUUAGGCGGGUUGCACCACAUAAAGUUUUUCACUUAACGUUUUACUCAUUUAAAUAGGAAGAGAAAAUUUAAAUAAGCCAAAAAUUUAAAAUUGUUUUUUUUUUUAAUAUAAUUUAUUCAAAAACAUUUUUUUUUUAAUUUAAUGAAUCAAAAUUAAAAUUACUUUUUAAUUUUACAAAUAAAUUGUAAAGAAAAAUUCUCUUCGGUGGUAACAAUCUUAAAAAAAUGCAUUGCGCCUUAUGGGGGUGGCACCAUACAAGUUUUCUCUUUUGACACUUUUUAAAUAAUAUUUGACUAAAAAUUGUUGUUUUUUUCAUGCAUAAAAUUAAUAAAUUUAUUGAAAAAAUACCAAAAAAUUAGUCAAACGAGAAUGUCAAAAUUUUGACAGUUAACAUCACUUAGACUACAGUUUUACUACAUAAUUUAUUUAAAAAAUUAAAAAAAAAUAUUGAAUCAAAAUUAAAUCACUUCUAAUUUUACAAAUAAAUUGUAAAGAAAUAUUCUCUUUGGUGGUAGCACUCCUAAAAAUUGCAUUGCGUCUUAGGCGGGUUGCACCACAUAAAGUUUUUCACUUAACGUUUUACUCAUUUAAAUAUAAAGAGAACUUUAAAUGAUUUAAAUAAGCCAAACAUUUAAAAUUGUUUUUUUAAUCUAAUCUAUUAAAAAAAAACUUUAUUUAGUGAAUCAUUCAAUUAAAAUCACUUUUUAAUUUUACAAAUGAAUUGUAAAGAAAAAUUCUCUUUGAUGGUAACACUCUUAAAAAAAUGCAUUGCGCCUUAUGGGGGUGGCACCAUACAAGUUUUCUCUUUUGACAUUUUUUUAAGUAAUAUUUUAAUAAAAAUUGUUGUUUUUUCAAAACCAUUGAAAUACGAGGAAAAUAUUUCAUUGCAAAUGCAGAAAAUUAAUAAAUUCAUUGAAAAAAUACCAAAAAAUUAGUCAAACGAGAAUGUCAAAAAUUUGACAGUUCACAUUACUUAGACUACAGUUUUACUACCUAAUUUAUUUAAAAAUUUAAAAAAAAAUAUUGAAUCAAAAUUAAAUCACUUCUAAUUUUACAAAUAAAUUGUAAAGAAAUAUUCUCUUUGGUGGUAGCACUCCUAAAAAUUGCAUUGCGUCUUAGGCGGGUUGCACCACAUAAAGUUUUUCACUUAACGUUUUACUCAUUUAAAUAUAAAGAGAACUUUAAAUGAUUUAAAUAAGCCAAACAUUAAAAAUUGUUUUUUUAAUCUAAUCUAUUAAAAAAAAAAAAAAUUUUGUUUAAUAAAUCACAUCAUUUAUUAUUUUACAAAUAAAUUGUAAAGAAAAAUUCUCUUCGGUGGUAACACUCUUAAAAAAAUGCAUUGCGUCUUAUGGGGGUGGCACCAUACAAGUUUUCUCUUUUGACAUUUUUUAAAUAAUAUUUGACUAAAAAUUGUUGUUUUUUUCAAAAGCUUUGAAAUACGAGGAAAGUAUUUAAUAUUUCAUUGCAAAUGCAUAAAAAUAAUGAAUUCAUUGAAAAAAUACCAUAAAAUUAGUCUAACGAGAAUGUCAAAAUUUUGACAGUUCAAUAAUAUACAGGGUGUUCUCAAAGUUGAGUCAUUUAUUGUACAAACCUCUAGAAUUCGUAAAUAUUUAAUUAAACUUAAAUGCCUGUAAGUAACUUCUAAGUAAUUUAAAUUCCUGGCUUAAGUGACUGAUAGAAGUUGAGAAUGCACUUAAUUCCAGCUCCUUAACUCUUUCAAGGCAACGUACACGGUGGAAUAAGUGUCUAAAGAGCCUGGACAAAUGACUAAUUAAUUUUCGUUAAAAAUUGCCUUUAAAUGCCAAGAAUCAUGCGGUAAAAACUCUACCAAAAUGCCCUUUUUACACUCUCCAUACAAAAUACAUUCUUGUUUGGACUUUGAACCUGGAUAACUUGAAAAGUUUUGCCUGAAUUGCUUUGUAUCUUAAACAACAUUUAUAGGGCACUCUUUCCUUAUUAUAAAACUGUUAAUUUCAUAUUUUUAUCUUCAGUAGUUCUUGAGAUAUAAGACAAUUAGUCCAAGCUCAUAAGUCCUUCUUUCAGGCAUUUAAACCAUUUUCUGCGUCACUUGAAGGCUUCUUUCAGUUAUUUACGUUAGUAAGACACUUAGUCCAAGAUAUUUAGUGCCUGGAACUAAUUAAUUUUCGUUAAAAAUUGCCUUUAAAUGCCAAGAAUCAUGCGGUAGAAACUCUGCCAAAAUGCCCUUUUUACACUCUUAUACUCUCUAUACAAAAUAUAUUCUUGUUUGGACUUUGAACCUGGAUAACUUGAAAAGUUUUGCCUGGAUCGCUUUGUAUCUUAAACAACAUUUAUAGGGCACCCUUUCCUUAUUAUAAAACUGUUAAUUUCAUAUUUUUAUCUUCAUUAGUUCUUGAGAUAUAAGACAAUAAUUAGUCCAAGCUCAUAAGUCCUUCUUUCAGGCAUUUAAACCAUUUUUUGCGUCACUUGAAGACUUCUUUUAGAACCUUAAGUGCCUGGAAGUAACCUCUAAUUAAGUACCUAAAAAGCCUGGUCAAGUGGCUAAUUAACGCAAAUUAGUGACAAAUUACAAAGGUACCUAAAAUACUUGGAAGAUAUUAGUUGAGUAAUCCGAGAGCCUGGAAUAAGUGUUUAAUUAAUUAAAACUCAACUGUAAGUAAUUUCUAAGCGAUUUAAAUUCCUGGAAUAAAAGUUAAUUGCUUGGACUUUUGACCUGGAUAACUUGGAAAGUUUUGACUGGAUCAUUUUGUACCUUGAACAACAUUAAUAGGGCACCCUUUUCCUAAUAUAAAACUAUUAGUUUCACAUGUUUAUUUUCAGUAGUUUUUGAAAUAUUUGAUUUCUAGUGACAACCUAUUGCCUAGACUUUAAAGAUUGUAACUCACGUACUAAUGGCUGACUCAACUUUGAAAUCUACUUCUACUUCACCUUCAAACUUUGCCCUCUAUAUUGUAUUUUCCUUUCAGGAGCGGUCUGUAUAUAGGGUGUAAAUAAUUAAAAAAAAGGGGUCAAGUGAAAAGACUUUUAUUUUCUUUGUUUUUUCGUCCAUAUUGUAAGUUAAUAAAUAAACUCUUAGUGGUGGGUGCUUUUAAAACCUUCUCGUUACGUUAAAUUGUUUAUUUGUUUUGUUACUAAUGUUAUUUUUAUUUUUUUUUUCGAAGCUUUUGAAGGCACCUGUACCUGUACCGUGUGUCUUAGAUAGACACUUUCUUUGCUUCUUAAAAGUAGUUACUGUAGUCUUAAUUAGAAUUAUUAUUAUAUAAGGAAAUCAAAUAUAUUUUGCAAGACAAUGUUCGUGGAUAUAUUUUUGCUAUGGAAACCGUAUGGCAUAUUGUGUUCAGUAUUGACAUAUAUAAAUAUAUAUUAUGAGCGUAUGUAGGUAAAAGUUGAUUAUUUUGGGAAAAAAAUCGAUUUUUACCAUAAGUAACAUGUACAAACGGUAUGGUACUAAAGAAAUGAUGGCUUAGACUAUAAGACUUUUAAUGUUUUUAUUCUCUGCAUCUCUCUCUCUCUCUCUAUUUUAUUAGAAUAAGGCACCGCAGCUGUCUCUUUUCCAAACUGUUCAUUCCAGUUAAAAUAGUAUUAGAUAUUGUACUCUUUAAGUAUUAAACGUACGUCCCCCGUACGUUACUAUACACGAAUAUUCCAAUGUUAAUAAGUGUGAUAUUAUAUAAACGUGUUUCCAGUUACUUUUUCCUAGGAGGGUUCUAGUGGGGCUACGGCAGUAGCUCUCUAAUGCGGAUGAUUUCUAAAAACCGGGAUAUUGUCGAAUGUAUAAAGAAUACGAUUAUAAUUUUUAAUGUACAUUUCUUGUAUUAUGUAGAUAUGGUAAUAAAUAUACAUAAAUCCA